This is a messenger RNA of Brettanomyces nanus, 2427 nucleotides long. RefSeq lists its product as uncharacterized. Gene Ontology annotation, molecular function: ATP hydrolysis activity; DNA binding; ATP binding. Gene Ontology annotation, cellular component: nucleus. The record is from RefSeq and is a predicted model, not a curated record. NCBI's taxonomy places the organism in Eukaryota, Fungi, Ascomycota, Pichiomycetes, Pichiales, Pichiaceae. Bases 1 to 2427 code for a protein of 808 amino acids. The transcript is spliced from 2 exons.
AUGUCGAUAUACGCCAUGCCAUCACUAGGCCUUGACUUUUCCAAGUCCUUGCUUGGGACGAGUUCCGGGUUCAAAUCUAUCCAAGAUCUCACAGAGAAGGGCCAAUCAACUCAAUCUUCCAACUCCACUCAGCUCAAAGAAGACAUCCAGUACUCCAGUUCUGUGCAAGUAGUGCUACCUAAAGAGAUUAUGCUUUCUUCAGGCAAAACCAUAUGCCUACAGCCGAAAAACCGUGGCCAAUACAACGAAGAACCGAUUCUCGAGAAAGCCACUUUGGCUUCAGACACUAUCCAAUUGAUAGACAUGGGAAAUCUUCGUCGCAAGCUUGAGAUUGAAAAGUUGAUCCACCAUCAAGAACCUAAAAAUACCAGUAAUAGGUUUAAAAAGACGUUUCAUGGAUUGAAAGACGGCAGACGCGUCGAUUCAUUAUGGACUGAGAAAUACCGACCUAAAUCCUUUUUCGAUCUUUUAGGAAACGAAAGGACCAAUCGACACAUAUUGGAGUGGCUUAACCAGUGGAACGAGGUUGUAUUUGGCAGGCCCACUCCGGAUCAGAUGAUGCCAGAAUAUUUACAAGCGAACCGACCUCAAACUGCGUCGUUAUUCUCCGAUCCAUUCCACAGGCCCUACAAAAGAGUGUUACUUAUCCAUGGAGCACCCGGAACCGGAAAAACCUCAAUUGCUCACGUUAUUUCCAAACAAUUGGGGUAUGAAGUGUCCGAAAUCAACGCCAGUGAUGAGCGGGCAGCCUCUGUGAUCAGGGAAAAGGUUCGAAACAGCGUCCAGAACGAGAGCCUCAGCGGUAAACCCGUCUGCUUAGUUGUGGACGAAGUGGACGGAGCCACUGAACAGGGAUUUGUUCGUUGUCUAUUGGAUCUACUGUAUAACGACCGUCGUGCGACAGAGAACAUCAAACUGGGAGAUACACGUGAUACGAAUCGGGGGAAGUCGCGUAAACGGCCGUCUCUUCUUAGAAGACCAAUUAUAGCUAUCUGUAACGAUGUUUAUGCACCUGCACUUGAAAAGUUGCGGCCCCUGUGUGAAGUGGUUUCAUUUAGAAGGUCUGGAGCACGACAGAUUAAAGCCCGGCUCCAGAAAAUAUGCGAAAGAGAAGGAUUAGCGAUGAAUGAGAAAAUUAUGGACGCCUUGGUAAUGUCUACAGGUGGGGAUGUGCGAAGCUGUAUCAACCACAUACAAUUUUACGGGGCAGAUGAAACUGAAACUGAAACUGAAAUUGAAAUUGAAACUGGAACUGGGACAGGGGCAGGGACACGGAGCAACAGGAAAGAUACCGAAGUUGCGUGGUAUUUACUGCUCGGCGACAUUUACACAAGAUCGGCAAAUGUUACAAAACAGCAACAAUUAGAAACAAUUAGGGACAAUCUCAGUAGGUGUUCACCGAGUGUCCUAGACCGAGUUACAGGGGGUUGUUUCAAUGCAAUGCUCGAGUGUGAUGGUGCAGGGAUGCGAAAGUUGGACCAGGUUUCCGAGUGGCUUUUCUUUGGGGAUUUGGUGAGCCGCAAUUAUCGAGUAUUUGAUCGCACAGACGUGGCGAAUUACGGCAGUGCAGCUGGAUUGAAGUUCUUCAAGACGUUCAACGAAGUGAAGGCUAUGGAAGCUAACAGUAGGCUUAGCUUCAGGAGCCGGGACGAGUACUUUGAACACAAAAAACAGGCGAGAGAAGUCAUAAAGAGGCUGAAGAGGAAGAUGGGACUGGUUUCUUGUGAUCGGCAGCACUUGGCAAGUAAUGAGAUACCACUCCUUAAUUCGGUAGUGAUUCCUACAGAACUAGGAAUCCGUCAAUUUGAAGAGAAUGCCGAAAAGGUGGCACAUUCAGUGAAUGUGGCUGAGUCACUUGGGCUUUACUAUGAAACUACAGAGGCUGCGAUGGUCGAAGGAGAGGAAGAGGAAGAAGCAGGUAGAUACAAUAAUCGAUAUGGGCUACGACGGAAGAUCCAUCGGUUCAGGCCGAAUUUAACACUCUUCCUGAUGUCUCGAGACACCAUCUCGAAACAGGACGUAUUCAUACAGAUGUUACAAGUGCAUGAGACCAAACACAGAGAAAGAGAAAGGGUGGCAGCGGAAAUGCAACGCAAACGACAGGUUGCUGUGGAAGCCAGGGAUAGAGAUAUGGAAGGAGAGCCUAAAAAGAAACAGAUGAAACACCCGGGAUCGUCAGUGGAAUAUUUCCAGCGUAAAUACAACCGACUAUCGACGCAGCUGAGCCACGAGACGGAUAAAAGUAGUCGAAAGCAUCUCGGUGGGUUGGAGAUGUUGGCAGGAGGAGCGAAAAUUGGGCAAAAACAGAAUGACGAGGCGCCUCUUCGAGGAGCUAUGAGCGAGAAUUCAAACCGAAUAUGGAUUAAGUAUCAUGAAGGAUUCAGUAAUGCUGUCAGAAAGGACAUUACAUGGGAGCAAAUCUUUUAA